GCGGUCCCGGGCCGCGGGCUCCUCCCCGCGAGGGUGCCUGUCUGCCGCUCGCCGCGCUGAGGCAGUGCGGCGGCGGGCGGGCGGGCCGAGGCUGCCGCCCAGCGCCCUCGCCGCGGCCAUGCCCGGGCCCUAGCGCGCCUGCCGCAGCCCGCGCCCGGCGCCCCGUCCCGCGCCCCGCACCCCGCACCCCUGCAGCCCUGCAGGCUCGCGCCCGCCGCCGCCUCUUCAAUGGGCAACCUGCUCGGCGGGGUCAGCUUCCGCGAGCCCACCACCGUGGAGGACUGCGACUCCACCUGGCAGACGGACUCGGAGCCCGAGCCCGAGCCCGAGCCCGCGCCCGAGGAGCCGGGGCCCGGCGGCGGCGGCGGCGGCGGCGAGGGCCCGGGGCAGGAGCCCGAGCAGCCUGCGCAGCCCCCGGAGCGAGGCGGCGGGCGGCCCCGCGCCAGCCCCGCGCCGGACGGACACGCCGAGGCGGCGGGCGCCGAGCAGGGUGGUGAUUCCACUGAAGCAACUGCCAAACCAAAGAGAAGCUUUUAUGCUGCAAGGGAUCUGUACAAAUACCGACAUCAGUACCCACAGAACUUCAAAGAUAUCCGAUAUCAAAAUGACUUGAGCAAUCUUCGUUUUUAUAAGAAUAAAAUUCCAUUUAAGCCAGAUGGUGUUUACAUUGAAGAAGUUCUAAAUAAGUGGAAAGGAGAUUAUGAAAAGCUGGAGCACAACCAUACUUACAUUCAAUGGCUUUUCCCCCUGAGAGAACAAGGCUUGAACUUUUAUGCUAAAGAAUUAACCACAUAUGAAAUUGAGGAAUUCAAAAAAACAAAAGAAGCAAUUAAAAGAUUCCUCCUGGCCUAUAAGAUGAUGUUAGAAUUUUUUGGAAUAAAACUGGUUGAUAAAACUGGAAAUGUUGCCCGGGCUGUUAACUGGCAGGAAAGGUUUCAGCAUCUGAAUGAGUCACAGCACAACUAUUUACGAAUCACUCGUAUUCUUAAAAGCCUCGGUGAGCUUGGAUAUGAAAGUUUUAAAUCUCCUCUUGUAAAAUUUAUUCUUCACGAAGCUCUUGUGGAAAAUACUAUUCCCAAUAUUAAACAGAGUGCUCUGGAGUACUUUGUUUAUACAAUUAGAGACAGGAGAGAGAGGAGAAAGCUCCUACGUUUUGCCCAGAAACAUUACACGCCUUCAGAGAAUUUUAUUUGGGGACCGCCGAAGAAAGAACAGUCAGAGGGAAGCAAAGCCCAGAAAAUGCCCGCCCCUCCCACCUCUGGUCAUAUCAGUCAAACUUCUAUGCACAAAAAGUCCAAGGACUCCAAAAAUUCCUCCUCAGCUGUUCAUUUAAAUAGCAAAACAGCUGAAGAAAAAAAAGCAGCACCAGGAGGACCUGGAGAGGAAACAGACAGUCUUAGCGCAGAGCCCAGCAGUGAAGCUACCAAGCCAAGAAACACCGAGGAUGGUAAUGCCGAAAAUUCAAAUUCUGAACUGGAAAAAACAGUCACUGAUCCCACAGAGAGGAAGGAGACUGCAACUCCUACUGAAAAAGAUGAAGAAGGUGAAAAUCAUAAGAAAGACGGUGAAAAUCCUGGAACUACAGGUUCCCAUGAUGAUGUACAAUUACAGUGAAUUAUCAGAGAACCCACAACCCAGCUUAGGUAAGGGAGGAGAAACCGUACAAUGCAUCCUGAAGAACAGAGGGCGCGUCGCAAAUUUUAGCCAUCUGUUUGUGAUUUCUGUUGUAAAUGUUUUGCUGUUGUUUUUUUAUUGUGGAUGACCAUGAAUUUAAUAUUUAGGAAGAAGUUUCAAAUAAGACCCAAUAAAUGAAUGUAUUCUAUAACACUUUUAGGAUGUGAGUGUUCAAAUUCUGUACAUAAUAAUUGCUUUUCAAUUAUUUUCAACAUAUCUGGAAAUAAUCAUGUAGUAUUUGAUAUAUCAAAUAAAUUAUUUCGGGAGAUUACAGUCUACAUGAAGAAAAUCAAGAGGAUAAAUUUCAUGCUCUUGCCAUACUUUUGCCCAAAUUUAUGGAUUUAUCUCUUGAGCUGGCAAAACAAAUUUGGACUUUUUAGAUGUAUUAAGAAAGUAAUUUGGACUCUUUCAUUACAGCACCUCAACAUGUUUAUUUUUGAAUUCUGGUAUGUGAAAUUUCUGUUCUUGGGGAGCUAUAAUUGCCCAGCCCAUUCCUUGGCCCCACUGUCCUUUCCUCUUUCCCUGUCUCUGCACUUGUCCUCCCUCAUUUGCCAUUUUUGUCGGCCAGCAUGUGCAUUUCUAGGGUACGUUCAAGUUAUCUGUACUCAAAUUUAAAUGGAACAGAAGAGCACUUCAACUGUACGAUAUCAAGAAUUUGCUUUUUUAAAGUAAUGAAAAUGUUUUUCUGUGUUAAAUGCUUAAAAACAAAUUACGAUGCAAAAGUCCAAGGAAAGUAUUUUGCUUUUAUGGCUGUCUCAUAUAAAUUUGGUGCUUGUUUCUGAAUGCAAAUGACUAAAGAAUUAAAAAAUAAGGAAAAAAAUUA
This is a messenger RNA of Nyctereutes procyonoides (raccoon dog), 2497 nucleotides long. It is a transcript of the gene OGFRL1, whose product is annotated as opioid growth factor receptor like 1. Bases 229 to 1614 code for a protein of 461 amino acids. The record is from RefSeq and is a predicted model, not a curated record. Lineage: Eukaryota; Metazoa; Chordata; Mammalia; Carnivora; Canidae. Gene Ontology annotation, molecular function: opioid growth factor receptor activity. The transcript has 7 exons. Gene Ontology annotation, cellular component: membrane.